GACACGUGGACGCCACAGGAAAGGGAGGAAGUACUUGGCGUGAGGAUGCUGCGGGAGUCGGGUAGGGCUGAGAAAACCCACGUCGUUUGCUAGGGGUGCGCCGGCCGAGGCCGGACCCCUGGGAACCCCCGAGGGACAGAGUCGGGCGUCGGAAACGUGGCCACUCCUGCGGCGUCGGGGAUUCGGAAUCGGAGUCGAAGGCUAAGACUUCAUUCUAAGGAUGCCGAAGGGGAUUUCACCAGCUUGGCGCCGUAGUUCCUUUUUCGGAGCACGUGGGGUGAUGGGGGGCGAUUUUCCCGGGAGAACUUGUCUGCCUCUCCCUCCCCCUAGGCGGUGCGGGCGCCCACGUCCAUGAGGAGAGAGAUGAGUCUAGCUUUGUCAGUCUAUCUCGACUGGGCCCAUCUUUGAAGGAGAAAGACUUGGAAAUGGAGGAACUGAUAUUGCAGGAUGAGACACUUCUGGGGACCAUGCAGAGCUACAUGGAUGCCUCUCUCAUUUCCCUCAUUGAGGAUUUUGGGAGUCUUGGAGAGCAGAGCAGGUUGUCACUGGAGGACCAGAAUGAAAUGUCGCUGCUCACAGCUCUGACGGAGAUCUUGGACAAUGCAGAUUCUGAGAAUCUGUCUCCAUUUGACAGCAUUCCUGACUCAGAGCUACUUGUGUCACCUCGGGAGAGCUCCUCUCUACACAAGCUACUCACUCUCUCUCGGACACCCCCAGAAUGUGACCUCAUCACUCCAAUUGACUCAUUGGGGCCCAGCACAUGCAGUAGUAGAGUGAGUGGGGUUGAGAUGUCUCUUACAGAUUCUCCUUGGGAUUUCUCCCCACCACCUUUCUUGGAUACUUCUUCCCCUAAGCUGCCUAGUUGGAGACCCCCAAGAUCAAGACCACGCAGGGGUCAGUCCCCUUCUCCUCAGCAACGCAGUGAUGGUGAAGAGGAAGAAGAGAUAGCCAGUUUCAGUGGUCAGAUGCUUCCUGGGGAACUCGACAACUCUGUGAAUAGCAGCUCAGACUUCCCCAUGCACCUGGCCUGCCCUGAAGAAGAAGAAAAAUCAACAGCAAAGGUGGCAGUGCCAGCACCUGGUGAUGAGAGCAUCUCCUCCCUGAGUGAGCUGGUACGGGCCAUGCAUCCAUACUGCUUACCCAACCUCACCCACUUGGCAUCACUUGAGGAUGAACUUCAGGAACAGGUAGAUGAUUUGACACUGCCAGAGGGUUGUGUAGUGCUGGAGAUUAUAGGCCAGGCAGCUACAGCUGGUGAUGACUUGGAGAUCCCAGUUGUGGUACGGCAGAUUCCUCCUGGACCCCAAUCUGUGCUCUUGGAUGAUUCACUUGGGGCUAGUCCUGCUUUGCAGCUGCUCAUGCCCACCGUGGAGUCAGGGACAGAAGCUACUGUGCCCAAGGUAGCCUCUUGCUCUGAGCAAGAAGAAUUGUCACUGAACUCAGCCUGCUUAUUGGAGCCUAGGGAAAUCAUGGAGCCAGUAGUACCCAAGGGGCCUCCAAACCCAUCUGCCAGUACAAUUCAGGGUUCUCAGAGAGUUCCCAGAAAGGGCAGGAAGAAGAAGAGCAAGGAGCAGCAGCUGGCACCCUGUGUGGAAGGCUGUACCAGGAGGUUGAGAUCAUCCUCUCGGGGGCAGUCUAUUGUCGCUGUGGAGAUGACCUCUCAGGCAGGCAACUUACAGAACCAGCCUAAGGAAGAACUGCAGAGAGAGGCCGGGCCUCCCCAGAGUAGGGGGAAACCCCGGGCUUGGGCUCGGGCUUGGGCAACUGCCUUGGAGAAGACUGGCUCUGGCAACUUGGAGAGAAGUGCUGGACAAGAUAGUCCUGCUGAAGAAGGUCCUGUAGACCUCUACCCCAAGCUGGUUGAUACUAUCCAAGCCAACCCUGUUCUCUCAUUGAAUGACUCUGCUCAAGCUGACUCCAUGCCAGUUGACUCUGUUGAAGCUGAUUCCACUGCAGUUGACCCUGCUCUAGCGGAUUCUGUACGUGUUGACCAGGCUUCAGCCAGUACAGAGCUGGUUGGGCCUCUCCCAGCAGACUCAGUGCUGACUGGCUCAGUUCGGGCUGACACAACAGCAGCUGAACCUACUGUGGCUGUUCCCCUUUCAGAUAACUUGUCUCCAGUUGAUGCUAUCCCAGUUAACUCAGUGUCAGUUGACCCUGCUCCCAAUGCCCUGGCUUCAGUAGAUCCUGUGCUAGUUAAGUCCAGACCAACUGACCCUAGACGUGCUGCAGCAUCAGCCCAGGGGAGUCUACUUUCCCCAGAGUCCUCAGAGCGCCCUAAGGUGGUCAUCCGUGAAGUCAAGGAGGUUAUAGGUCCUCAGAAGGUGGAAGGUAGUACCAAUGCUACAACCCAGGAAGCCAGACCUCGGCCUCUCAGCCUUUCUGAGUACCGUCGACGAAGGCAGCAAAGACAGACAGAGACAGAAGAGAGGAAUUCCCAGCCCCCAGCUGGCAAGUGGCCCAGCCUCCCAGAGACCCCCAUAGGGCUGGCAGAUAUCCCUUGUCUUGUCCCACCUGCCCCAGCCAAGAAGACAGCCUCACAGAGAAUCCCUGAUGCCAUCCCAGAGGCCUGCUUUGUGCCUGUGGGCGUCAGCCCUUCUAGUCCCGAGCCAUCUGCAAGCAAACCUCUGGUUUCAAAUCACUCUGAACAGGUGCCAUCCCAUGAGAUGCCACUGUCAGCUAGACCUCCUCCUCCUGCUUUGCAGUCCAUGUCUCCUGCUGGACCUAUCCCUCCCACAGUGCCUACUCCUUUGUCUUUUCCCCCAGGAAUACCACCCAUACUGCCCCUUCCUUCUAGUGGGCAUGGAGUACCUAGUCUGCCCCCACCACCUUUGCAAUCUAGUCUUCCAGUGUCUAUGAGACCGGUACCGCCUGACCGUUAUACUCACUAUGUCCCUGUUCCACCCUGGCCUUGUUAUUCCCCUGUGUCCCCUUCUGGCUUUCCUUGUCGGCCCCCACCACCAACGGUGCCCAUGGUGGCUGGUACUUCUGGUACCUAUGCUGUGCCCCCCACUUGCAAUGUGCCUUGGGUACCCCCUCCUGCACCUGUCUCACCUUACAGCUCCAGCUGUGCCUAUGGGCCCAUGGGUUGGGGCCCGGGGCUACAACAACCUCCAUUCUGGUCUGCUGUUUCCCCACCUCCUUUGUCUCCAGUUUCUUCUGGAAGAGGUUUUCUUCCACCCAAGGUGGAGCCCAGUGGCAGUCCACCUGGCCCUCCUGAAAAUGUGUGUCCUGUGCCAGUGACUCCUUCCCUUAGUUCUGGGCUGGCCAAUCCCAUAGCUCCACAGAUAGAGCCUACCAAGCUGGAGGUCAAGCCAGUGCCUGAAUCUCCCCAAAUGGUGUCCAGCAAGGUGUCCACCACGGUGCAAAGCUCCCAGAUCAAGGCUCCACCUUAUCUGUCUGCUGAAGAUAAGGUUGUAGGGGAGUCUGCAUCAGAGAGGUUAAAGCCUGAGGCCCAGGAGAGCCGACCAAAAGAGAAGCCCCUCCCUACAGCUAUCAAGUCUGUUCCCAUACCAAGACAGGGCACUGUCCCAAAGCUGCCUGCUGUUCAUCCAGCCCGUCUAAGGAAGCUCUCCUUCUUGCCCACCCCACGUACCCAGGGUGCUGAGGAUGUGGUACAGGCAUUCAUCAGUGAGAUUGGAAUUGAAGCAUCGGACCUGUCCAGUCUGUUGGAGCAGUUUGAGAAAUCAGAAGCCAAAAAGGAGUGUCCUCUCCCGGCUCCUGCUGACAGCUUGGCUGUAGGAAACUCAGGCAGCCUUGACACUCCCCAGGAGAAGAGACCCCUAGACCGGUUACAAGCCCCAGAACUGGCCAACGUGGCAGGGCUCACCCCUCCAGCUACCCCUCCCCACCAGUUAUGGAAGCCCCUGGCUGCUGUCUCACUGCUGGCCAAAGCCAAAUCUCCUAAGUCCACCGCCCAGGAGGGAACCCAGAAGCCAGAAGGAGUUACAGAGGCCAAACAUCCAUCUGCAGCCUGCCUCCAAGAAGGGGUCCAUGGUCCUAGUCCAGUCCAUGUGGGCUCUGGGGACCAUGACUAUUGUGUCCGGAGCAGGACACCCCCCAAAAAGAUGCCUGCCCUAGUCAUUCCAGAGGUGGGCUCCCGAUGGAACGUCAAACGCCAUCAGGACAUCACCAUCAAACCUGUCUUGUCAUUGGGCCCAGCUGUUCCCAUACUUCCAUGCACAACUGCUUCUCAGGAGCCACUUGAUCACAGGACUAGCAAUGAGCAGGCAGAUCCUUCAGCGCCUUGUCUUGUCCCGUCUAACUUGCUGUCUCCUGAGGCCUCACCCUGCCGGAAUGACAUGAACACUAGGACUCCCCCUGAGCCCUCAGCCACGCAGCAGUCAGUGCGCUUUUACCGAAAAGCCUGCAGGUCAGUCAGCCCCCCAAGCCGGGGCUGGCAGGGCCGCCGGGGUCGCAGCAGCCGUUCUGUCAGCUCUGGGUCCAACAGGACCAGUGAAGCAUCUUCCUCCUCCUCCUCAUCGGCGUCGUCCUCAUCCCGGUCCAGGUCCAGGUCCAGGUCCCUCUCCCCCCCCCACAAGAGGUGGCGAAGGUCCAGUUGCAGCUCCUCUGGACGUUCCAGAAGAUGUUCUUCCUCUUCAUCUUCCUCCUCAUCGUCCUCAUCCUCAUCCAGCUCCAGAAGCCGGUCUCGCUCCCUGUCCCCUCGCCGGAGAAGUGACAGGAGGCGGCGGUACAGCUCUUACCGUUCACAUGACCAUUAUCAAAGGCAGAGAGUGCUGCAGAAGGAGCGUGCAAUAGAAGAGAGAAGGGUGGUCUUCAUUGGGAAGAUACCUGGACGCAUGACCCGAUCAGAGCUGAAACAAAGGUUCUCUGUUUUUGGAGAGAUUGAGGAGUGCACUAUUCAUUUCCGUGUCCAAGGUGACAACUAUGGUUUCGUCACUUACCGCUAUGCUGAGGAGGCAUUUGCAGCCAUUGAGAGUGGUCACAAGUUGCGGCAGGCAGAUGAGCAACCCUUUGAUCUUUGCUUUGGGGGCCGCAGGCAGUUCUGCAAGAGGAGUUAUUCUGAUCUUGACUCCAAUCGAGAAGACUUUGAUCCUGCUCCUGUGAAGAGCAAAUUUGAUUCUCUUGACUUUGACACAUUAUUGAAACAGGCCCAGAAGAACCUCCGGAGGUAUCUGUGUGUGUGUACAUGUGGAGGCCAUAGGACAACUUCGGUGCCAUUCUCAGGAUUUUCAACCACCUUGUUGGCCUGAAGCUCACUGUUUAGGACAAAUUGGCUGGGGACCUGCCAGGGAUUCUCCUGUCUCUACCUCCUCAGCACUGGAAUUGCAAGUAUGCAUUACCACACCUGGCAGUUUUGGAUUUCUACAUACGUUCUGGGGAUCAAAUUCAUGCGCAAGGCUAUUGUGCCAUCUCCCCAGUCUUUUUAAUUUUGUUGUACUGGGUUUGGUCUUAUACAUUGGAGGCAAGAGCUAUACUACUGAGCUUCCCUACCCCCCUUUUUAAAAAAAUUUUAUUGGGACU
Molecule: messenger RNA, 5484 nt
Organism: Nannospalax galili (Upper Galilee mountains blind mole rat)
Lineage: Eukaryota; Metazoa; Chordata; Mammalia; Rodentia; Spalacidae
Gene: Pprc1
Product: PPARG related coactivator 1
Exons: 15
Coding region: 426-5213 (1595 amino acids)
Biological process (GO): positive regulation of transcription by RNA polymerase II
Cellular component (GO): nucleus
Molecular function (GO): RNA binding; transcription factor binding
Source: RefSeq, a predicted model, not a curated record